Oncorhynchus gorbuscha (pink salmon) is the source of this 1851-nucleotide messenger RNA. RefSeq names its product P43 5S RNA-binding protein-like. Lineage: Eukaryota; Metazoa; Chordata; Actinopteri; Salmoniformes; Salmonidae. The transcript is spliced from 7 exons. The record is from RefSeq and is a predicted model, not a curated record. Bases 1 to 939 code for a protein of 312 amino acids. Gene Ontology annotation, cellular component: nucleus.
AUGCUGUUACUGAACGACCAGUUGAAGAGCGGGUACGGUUUGGUUUAUGGGUUGGGAACGCUGUCAGCAUGGCCACUGGCCUUUAAAGACGUCACGCAUUGCUUCAAGCCAGUCCGCCACACCCACCAAAAGUACCCCGAGCCCAGGAACAGGACUCCGGUCCUCGACAACAGUUUUUUUUUUUGUGGGGCGACGUUCAAACGGGAGUGGCGUUUGAAAGAGCACGAGACCGUGUACACAGGAGCACAACCUUUUCAAUGCGAAGUGGCUGAAUGUGGCCGUCGUUUCUCACCGAAAUCUCACCUGAGCCGCCACACCUGGGUUACCGUUGCCCACAGCCUGAAUGCAAUCAUUUUGAGCAAACCUGGGCCACAUUCACCUGUAAAGCUGUGCCAGAAGGUGUUUAAGCAUGUGGACUCUCUGCGUAGACACAAGCGGACCCACGCCCUGCAGAAGCCUGUCCUGCUCUGCCCCAGCAGUGGCUGCAAGUCCUACUUCUCCACUACCUUCAACCUGCAGCACCACAUCCGCAAGGCCCACCUGCAGCUCCUCAAGUACCAUUGCUACUUCCCCGACUGCCACAGGACCUUUGCCAUGCGGGAGAGCCUAAGCAGACACCUGGCUCACCACGACCCAGAUGCCAACCCUGAGAAGCAGAAGCACAAGCGACCCAAGAAGGACUGGCAGAAGCGUCUGGAAGGUCACCAGCUGCCCCUGAUGGAGGACGACCUGCGGCGCCUCUUCGCAUUGCGCAUGAGGGUGUCACGACGGGCCACGGUGGAGGUUAACCUCUCAGGCCUCUUCAACGAGCGCAAGAUCCCUCACUUUGUGGAAUCGGAGGUCAACCUGUGUGACCUCUUCAGCCUCAAGCCUCCUUCCCUGCAGAGCGAGGCCCUGUGGAGGUCACACAGCCAGAGAUCACUGUGGUCAAGGGUUUAACUUGUUGUCUGAAAGUGCCGUAGUACUAUAUUGAGGUUAAAUUGUAAAUACUAGUGAAGUACCAUUGCUCUCUUAGUUGCACUAAACUGAGAUCUUGAAUGAUUUUUUUAAUGGUACAUAUAAAGCUAUUUGUCUCAUUGUUUUCCUGUAUAGAAGCACUUGAGUUUUGUUUGCAUCCUUUGCCUGAUCAGACCUGACCCAAUAUAAAUAAAUAAUUUGAAGUUGUUUGUCUAAAUGUUCAGGGAAGAUGGGUUUGUGCCACCUAGUUUCUCUCCGACUAAAUCAGUAAUGACCUGUCAGGGUGAUCAAUCACCCUGCAUCAGUCCUUAGUGUAAAUACGGCUUGGGUCGUGUCCUUUGAUUAGAGGGAGGUAAUGACUCGGUUGCAUUUUAAUGAUGCCAAGGAAUGCAACCGGAACCAGCGAAGCAAAUUUUGGCACAAACCAUUUCGUGUGAUGUCAGUAUACAGACCUAGUGCCAUAGUGGGUGUGCAGGUUGACUUGCAUUGACGUGAACUUUUCCUGACCUAUGAGUGAUGAGUCCCCCACCAUUGAUUCUUCAAAGUGCAGGGCUCUGCUCAGGCACCAGGUCCACGUCACUAGAUGACUCCUCAAUCCAAACCCCCGGUAGAGGGGGAGAGCUGAGAACUGGCAGUACAAAAUUGUCAGCUUUACAAUUGGUGUGUCUUUUGAAAGACUGCAGAAUAAUUUAAGUCUGACCAGUGACGGCUUGUAUCAAACAUUUCUUCCAUCAGUCUCUGCCCCUAUCUGCCACUUCAACUGAAUUGCUCUGUAAUGUGGAUGGCUUUCUAGUGUUUGUUCCAUCAGAACUCUGUAUGACUUCAGCUGACUGCUAAUGGCUAGUCUGCUGUGUUGCUGCCUACAGAGUGCGCUCUGUGAUUCAAUCAGUUUCC